AAGUCUUGGAUCGAACGCACAUUUUCGAAGUUCGAACGGCCAGCCAGUAGGGCCGUGUCUUGCAGCGACCGUAAAUUGAUUCAAUUAAUUCACUCUCGUUUACUCUCUUGCUCAGUGCAGACGUUCAGUUGCGCCUUCGCCUUUCCAGCCCGGGCUUAAUUCGUGCGGUACGCUUCAAGCCAUUCGGUCCCGUUGCUGUGUUUCUGUUUCACUUGAAAAGUGAUAUUUCGGGGUGUUGUCGAUGCGGAGGGAAAAGAAAGCUUGAGUGCGCGCUUGUUAACCAACCACCUGCAUGAGUUUCAAGUGAUUUCCAGUCGAGUCCUUAUCAGUGUUCAAAUUUCGAGCGAUUGCCAUCGAUGAGGAUUGCGAUUGCGCCUCGGAUUGACGACAAAUGACACAUUUCGAUAGUGCUUUGUAGUGGUGGGAGGUGAUGGACAUUUAUUCACGAGGCGGUUUGUGUGGUGAUAUCCUUACUAAGUAGAACAUCAGCAAAAACGCCCUAACCCAUCGCUUUGUUUACUACAUCGAUAUCAAUUACUCCACUUCACCUUUGACCGGGUGAACGUCGCAAGCGCAAACGGCGAUCAUUCGCGUCUUAGUCAACACCGUAGCGGGAUGCUGCGCGCACUCGGCUCCAGUGAGAGCGUUUCGCUGUAGCACCAUCACGAGUAAGAAGCCACCAUUCUCGAUCCCUUUGCCAAUAUGGAGAACAACACUGCGAUCCAAAUUGACGUCCAGAAGGAAGAUUUGAAGCGGACUACUUGUUUGAGCUUCCGAAAGAUUUCCUACGUCGUCAAAGACAACGAUGGGAAGGACAAACAUCUGCUGCGUGAAGUAGGAGGCUGUUUCCAGUCUGGGCGAUUGACUGGGAUUCUUGGACCGUCUGGUGCGGGAAAAUCUACUUUGCUGAACAUUCUUAGCGGUUUCAAAAUUAAAAACGUGUCUGGGGAAAUCCUAGUCAACGGAAGCAUCAUCAACCAGGACAAAUACCGCCGUGAAGUGACGUACACCUCACAGGACGUCAGCAUGUUGGGAAACCUAACGCUACGAGAGAGCUUGGAGUUCGCUGCAGAGCUCAAACUGCCGAAAUCCGUAUCCAGUGUCGUCAAGUCUAAAACCGUUAACGACACCAUCAAACUGCUGGGACUGCAAAAAUGUGCCAACAAUCCGGUCCACGCCAUUUCCGGCGGUGAGAAGAAACGGCUCUCCAUAGGGUUGGAGUUGAUCUCGAACCCGAAGAUUAUGUUCUUCGACGAGCCGACCAGCGGGCUGGACAUCAUCGCUGCCAUGCAGGUGAUCGCCCACCUGAAGGAUCUGGCCCUGAGCGGGCGCUGUGUGGUUUGCGUGAUUCAUCAACCGAGUUCCAGUAUUCUGCAGAUGUUCGACGAUUUGAUGGUCCUGUCGGAGGGGUGUUGCAUUUAUAAGGGCCCGCUGAACGGGCUUGUGUCAACACUGAAGGAGAGCGGGUUCGAAUGCCCGAAUUACUACAACCGGGCGGAUUAUGCAUUGGAAGUGGCGAGUAUGAAGCAUGACGGGACCUUGGUGAAGUUGAUUGAAAAGUGCAAGGAAGAGUAUUCGUUGGUGGGGAAGAACGUGAAUGAGUGUGUUAGCACGAGUGAAAAAGAUUCGAUGUUGGUUGGAAGUGAUUGUGGGAGUUCCGACAGUUCGGAAAGUGCGUACAGGCAGUAUCCGAUUUCGCAGUGGGACCAGUUUAUUUUACUCACCAAGAGGACAACAUUGUGCACGUUCAGAGAUAUGCAGUUGAUGAAGAUGCGAAUUUUGGUACACCUGCUGGUUGGGUUGCUGAUUGGAUUGGUUUUCUGGAAAGUGGGAAACGAUGGUUCCAAGGUGCUAAGCAAUGCGUCAUGCCUGUUUUUCUUCUUAAUAUUUUUGUACUUCGCCAACUCCAUGCCACUGGUAAUGACAUUUCCAUUAGAGACAUCAGUAUUCAUAAGAGAACGAAUGAACAAUUGGUACUCGUUAACUGCCUAUUUCUUCUCGAAGCUUGUUGCGGACUUCCCUUUUUUGAUUCUGGGACCAACCCUAUUCCUGCUAAGUGCCUACUACAUGACAUCACAACCGAUGGAGUCUGAACGCUUGGUAAUGCUGUGGGGUAUCUGCAUCCUUCUUUCGUGGAUUGCUCAACUAACUGGACUGCUCGCCGGAAGCUCGCUGACCUUGGAGCUCAGCGUGUUCUGCGUACCCUGCUCGGUCAUACCGAUGCUAAUCUUUUGCGGUUUCUUCGUGCGGUUUCGGGAGAUGUUCAGCUUUCUGGUGCCGUUCACGUACGCGGGCUACUUCCGGUACGCGUUCGAGGGUGCCAUGCAAGCCAUCUACGGCUUCGGGAGGGAAAACAUUCCGUGUGAGAAGUUUUGCUAUUUUAGCAAGGUGAGCAAGUUUUUGGAGAGUUUCGACAUGGAGGAAAACAGUUUCACGAUGGACGUAUACGGACUGCUGGCGUGGAUUGUUGUACUGCAUGUUGCUCUGUUCGCCAGUUUGGCCUUUAGACUGAAACGGAAUCGGUGAAGUGCAGAUAACGCUCUCAGGUUAUUUUUAAGAUUGAUACAGAUUUUUGUUCAAUAAAGGA
Molecule: messenger RNA, 2587 nt
Organism: Armigeres subalbatus
Lineage: Eukaryota; Metazoa; Arthropoda; Insecta; Diptera; Culicidae
Product: ATP-binding cassette sub-family G member 1-like
Exons: 6
Coding region: 703-2526 (607 amino acids)
Biological process (GO): transmembrane transport
Cellular component (GO): membrane
Molecular function (GO): ATP binding; ATP hydrolysis activity; ABC-type transporter activity
Source: RefSeq, a predicted model, not a curated record